This is a messenger RNA of Diutina rugosa, 291 nucleotides long. RefSeq lists its product as uncharacterized. The record is from RefSeq and is a predicted model, not a curated record. The transcript has 2 exons. NCBI's taxonomy places the organism in Eukaryota, Fungi, Ascomycota, Pichiomycetes, Serinales, Debaryomycetaceae. Bases 1 to 291 code for a protein of 96 amino acids.
AUGCAAUUCAAGACCGUCGCCAUUGCUUUGACCGCUGUUACCGUCGCCUCGGCCGCCGCCAACGGCACUAACGCCACCACCAACGGUACCAACGGUACCGGCGACAAGGAAUCCAACGCCAUUGGCUCCGCUGCCAACGUUGUUGCCGUCGCCGCUGCCGCUGGUAUUGCCAUGCUUUUCCUGGUACCAUCAAGAAAACCUAGCGGUGCCAAGGUGGGUUUACGAACGUGUCCGCCCAGACAUCCGAAGGGCCUCAACGUCGACGCCGAACCUUGGAAUAUUUACUGGUAG